Molecule: messenger RNA, 1419 nt
Organism: Gastrolobium bilobum
Lineage: Eukaryota; Viridiplantae; Streptophyta; Magnoliopsida; Fabales; Fabaceae
Product: anthocyanidin 3-O-glucosyltransferase 5-like
Exons: 1
Coding region: 1-1419 (472 amino acids)
Molecular function (GO): UDP-glycosyltransferase activity
Source: RefSeq, a predicted model, not a curated record
AUGCACAUGCACAAGCAAGCACAUGUAGUUCUCCUUUCAAGCCCAGGCCUUGGGCAUCUAAUCCCUACGAUCGAGCUUGGCAAGCGAUUCGUCCUUCAUAAUAAUUUCAAAGUCACCAUCCUUGCCAUCACUUCCAAUACAUCAGAAGCAGAAACCCAUAUUCUAAAAUCAGCCAUGACAUCCGAGCUCAUCGAUGUGAUUGAAAUCCCAUCAGCAAACAUAUCUGGCCUUAUUGACGCUGACGCUGGCUUGCUCACUCUCUUGUCCAUGAUGAUGCGUCAAACAUUGCCUGCUAUCAGAUCUGCGCUUUCUAACAUGACCGUUCGUCCUUCAGUGCUCAUCGUCGACUUAUUCGGUACAGAGGCUUUGUCCAUAGCCCAGGAACUCAACUUGCUCAAAUACGUAUUUUGUGCUUCACACGCUUGGUCUUUAUCGUUGACCAUAUAUUCUCCCACGUUGGACGAACAAGUGGAAGGACAAUACGUGGACCAAAAAGAACCGCUAAAAAUCCCAGGGUGCAACCCGGUUCGUCCUGAAGAUGUGAUCGAUCCCAUGCUGGACCGGAAUGUCAUGGACUAUCAAACCUAUCUAGGCAUGGCGAAUGGGAUCCCAAGAGGUGAUGGAAUACUGAUAAACACAUGGGAGGAGCUUCAACACAAAGACCUUCAAGCACUGAGAGAUGGAGAUUUAUUGGGUCGCAUCCUGAAGGUUCCCGUUUAUAGCAUCGGACCUAUAGUAAGGCAACACGUGUCAGAAACGAACCCAACUAGUGAGCUGCUGGUGCAGUGGCUUCAUAAACAACCGAGUGAGUCUGUGAUUUACGUGUCGUUUGGAAGUGGAGGAACGCUGUCGUAUGAGCAGAUGACCGAGUUGGCUUGGGGUUUGGAGUUGAGUCAACAAAGAUUUAUUUGGGUGGUGUGUCCCCCAUCCGGAGGACCUGCUGGCUCUACCUACCUUACCACCGCGUAUAGCGGCGGCGAUCAGCUGUCAAAUUACUUGCCGGAGGGGUUCAUGUCUAGAACAAACAAAGUGGGCAUGUUGGUCCCACAUUGGGCCCCACAAGUGGACAUAUUGAGGCAUCCCUCUGUAGGGGGCUUCUUGUCGCAUUGUGGGUGGAAUUCCACUUUAGAGAGCAUCACCAAUGGUGUGCCCAUGAUCGCUUGGCCGCUCUAUGCGGAGCAGAAAAUGAAUGCCACGUUGUUGGCAGAGGAGUUGGGCGUGGCGGUGAGGCCGAAGGUGUUGCCCUCAAAGAAGGUGGUGGACAGGGAAGAGAUAGCCACUAUGGUGAGGCAGAUUAUGGUGAUUAAGGGCAACCCCAUAAGGGAGAGAGUGAAGCAGGUCAAGCACAGUGCAAUGAAGGCUUUGUCGGAGGGUGGUUCAUCUUACGCUGCACUGUCUCAAUUACCUACUACAACGUGA